AGGCGGAGGGGCUGCUUCUGUAACCGUGCUUCUCCAGAGCAGUAAGGAGCAGAAGGAGGCCUGCAGUCCUCAGAGAGACACUCAGGAGCUGCUCUGCUGAAGAAACGAGUGACCAUUGCAAGUCUCCUGCUGCUACUAAUGUCCACAUUCCUACACAGUUCAAAUUUACUUCCAAAACAAAUCAGGAAAGCUACCAAGAGGGAUAUGUCAUACUUGUGAGAGUGUUGGUGUCUAGAAGCUCUAGGACUUACAAAACCUGCGCUACUACUCUCUGCAAGAACUCAGCUCACAGACAAGCACAAAAGAACAUGGGCAAACACCACUGCUCAGAUUGUGGGAAGAGCUUUACUAUGAAGAGUAGUCUCAAAAGACACCAGCUCGUUCACACAGGAGAGAAACCGUAUACCUGCUCAGAGUGUGGGAAGAGUUUUGGCCAUAAGAAUUCUCUCCAGGAGCACCAGCUCAUUCACACAGGAGAGAAACCGUAUACCUGCUCAGAGUGUGGACAGAGCUUUAAGCAAAAGGGUUAUCUCCAAAUACACCAGCGCAUUCACACAGGAGAGAAACCGUUUCAGUGCUCACAGUGUGAAGAGAGCUUUAUUAGAAAGAGUAGCCUCCAAGCACACCAACACGUUCACACAGGAGUGAAGCCGUAUCAGUGCUCAGAGUGUGAAAAGAGUUUUACUACACGCAAUUAUCUCCAUGUACACCAACGCAUUCACACAGGAGAGAAACCGUAUACCUGCCCAGACUGUGAUCAGAGCUUUACUGUAUAUUGUCAUCUGAAGCAACACCAGCGCAUUCACACGGGAGAAAAACCGUAUCAGUGCUCAGAGUGUGGGAAGAGUUUUCCUAGACAGGCUAAUCUGCAACAGCACCAGCGCAUUCACACAGGAGAAAAACCGUAUCACUGCUCAGAGUGUGGGAAGAGUUUUCCUAGACAGGCUAAUCUGCAACAGCACCAGCGCAUUCACACAGGAGAAAAACCGUAUCAGUGCUCAGAGUGUGGGAAGAGUUUCAAGGUACUGAGUCAUCUCUAUGGUCACCGGCGCAUUCACACCGGAGAGAAACCGUAUCCCUGCUCAACAUGUGGGAAGAGUUUUGGAAGAAGCAGUGCCCUCAAAAUACACCAGCGCAUUCACACAGGAGAGAAACCGUAUCAGUGCUCAGAAUGUGGACAGAGUUUCAGUACCAGCGGUCAUCUCCAAGUCCACCAGCGCGUUCACACAGGAGAAAAACCGUAUCACUGCUCAGACUGUGGGAAGAGUUUUCCUGAUGGACACACUCUCAAAAUCCACCAGCGCAUUCACACUGGAGUGCGACCGUAUUACUGUUCAGAGUGUGGGAAGACUUUUACUCAACAGACUCAACUCAAACAACACCAGCGCGUUCACACAGGAGAGAAACCGUAUCCCUGUAAAGAGUGUGGAAAGAGUUUUAGACUAAGUGGUGCUCUCAAAAUACACCAACGCAUUCACACAGGAGAGAAACCGUAUCACUGCUCAGAAUGUGGACAGAGUUUCAGUACCAGCAGUCAUCUCCAAGUCCACCAGCGCGUUCAUACAGGAGAGAAACCAUAUCAGUGCUCAGACUGUGGAAAGAGUUUUACUGUUCUGUGGGAACUCCGAGACCACCGGCGCAUUCACACAGGAGAGAAACCGUAUCCCUGCUCGACAUGUGGGAAGAGUUUUAGAAAAAGCAUUGCUCUCAAAAUUCACCAGCGCGUUCACACAGGAGAAAAACCGUAUCACUGCUCAGACUGCGAGAAGAGAUUUGCUAAUGGACGCAGUCUGAAAAUCCACCAACGCAUUCACACAGGAGUGAAACCGUAUUACUGCUCAGAAUGUGGAAAGACUUUUACUCGACAGGAUCAACUCACACAACACGAGCGCGUUCACACAGGAGAAAAACCGUAUCACUGCUCAGACUGUGGGAAGAGUUUUCGUCAGCACAGUACUCUCAAACAACACUGGUAUGUUCACACAGGAGAGAAACCAUUUCCCUGUUUGGAGUGUACAAAACGUUUUAUCUCAAGACGUGAUCUCCAACGACACCAGCAAAUCCACACAGGAGAGAAACCGUUUUCCUGCUCAGAGUGUGGAAAAAGCUACUCAGACAAAUGUUAUCUCCAAAAACACCAGUGCGUUCACACCUGAGUGAAGCUGUAUUCAUGCCUAGAGUGCAGGAGAACCUUCAGGCACUCAAAUUCAAAGACACACAGUUGCAGUGAGCCAGAAAAUAACGUCCUGAAGAACAUCUUCCACACACUGGCACUCAUCAACAAUCUGUCCAUAUGGGUUCAGGUUAGGAUAUUGUAUUCCAGUGGUGUAGUCCAGGGGUCACUAAUCUUGUCCACAGAGGGCUGGGGUGGCUGCAGGUUUUUACUUCAUUUUGGAGCACUCCUUCUAUAACUACCCCAUUGUUGGACGACUGAGAUCAACUGAUUAAACAAGAGGAAUCGGGUGUGCAUCUGCUUAGUUGGAAUAAAGACCACCAGCACCAACAGCUCUUAGGCUACGUUUACACAGCAGGUAAAAGUGGCCCAAAUCUGGUUUUCUCACCAAAUCCGAUUUUUUUGU
This is a messenger RNA of Colossoma macropomum (tambaqui), 2579 nucleotides long. RefSeq names its product zinc finger protein 850. Bases 309 to 2156 code for a protein of 615 amino acids. Gene Ontology annotation, molecular function: DNA-binding transcription factor activity; RNA polymerase II cis-regulatory region sequence-specific DNA binding. The record is from RefSeq and is a predicted model, not a curated record. The transcript is spliced from 2 exons. Gene Ontology annotation, biological process: regulation of transcription by RNA polymerase II. Lineage: Eukaryota; Metazoa; Chordata; Actinopteri; Characiformes; Serrasalmidae.